AUGACGCAAGACAAAUGGAGUUUCGGUGUCGAGCAGGAACGGGUGGCUGUCGUUCAGGUAGAAGGAAGUACACCCUUGGACACGUCCGUGUCUAAAGGCCAUUCAAGAACACCUCUGGUAACACCAGCUGCAGACAGGACUCUGACUCUAUCGUAUGAGAGAACGGCAUACCUGGAGAGGCACAUACCAGCUCUGCUCGACAAGCUGACGGACGAAAUCAAUGAAGCCGUUCCGGUCCCUGCGGGGAGCGUGGUCACAAGGCCGCCCUUGUCAGCGCUCGAACAAAGUCUGCACUGGAAGCCCAAGGACGACCCGUUGACCAGGUACACACGAUGGAUGACCACACUCGAAUACCUGCUGUUCCCCACUGACAUGCUCGAAAAGUACGAAGGAUAUCUCCUCGAGGGCAUAGAAUUCGUCUCGCCACCCCUGUACGCAAGCGAGGCGGCGUUCCAUCAUGUCCGCGAGGUUUCCGACUACCUCGACCGAAGGUACUGGUUCCUCGCGGCCGAGCUCACAGGCCUACACAUCCACGUCGGCCGCGGCGGGCGCUGGCUGUCGCUCCACGAGCUGCGCCGCGUCGCGGGGCUGUGCUACGCCGCCGACGAGCUGCUGGCCGGGCUGCACCCCGCGGACAGGCGGGAGAACGCAAGCUGCCGGAGCAACCGGCUGUACUCGUACGUGUCGCGCGGCGUGCGCGCCGAGAUGAUCGAGACGGUCAACAGGUGGCACGACGACAGCCAGGCCGUCGAGACGCCGCCCCGGAGCACGACGGGGCCCAGCGCGCCAUCUCCGCUCUUCGUCCGAAAGAUCCCCCGCGGCGAACUCGGCGGCUACGCUCGCCCCCCAAAGUUCCCAAUGCAGAUAGGGGGCCUCGUCCCGGACCUCAUCGACGCGUUCCCGGAGCUGAGCGGCCAGGCCCAGGAGCCGGCGCAGGCGAUCGACAUCGUCGAGGUCCCCGCCGCCGUCCGCGAGCUGCUGCGCUGCACCGACCCCCGCACCGUAGGCGAGCUCCCGCCCCGCGUACAACUUUGCCCACUACCGCAACGGGGGGUACCAGGAGCGCGGCAGCAAGCGCACGAUCGAAUUCCGGCAGCCGGCGGCCACGCUGGACGGCAGCGUCGCGGCCACCUGGGCGCAGGUCUCGGUGAGGAUGUGCGAGUGGGCUUGCGAGGUAAGCCUGGAGACGUACUGGCACGUGGUCACGAAGUGUGCUCUGGGCGGGAGUGA
Truncatella angustata is the source of this 1230-nucleotide messenger RNA. RefSeq lists its product as uncharacterized. The record is from RefSeq and is a predicted model, not a curated record. Lineage: Eukaryota; Fungi; Ascomycota; Sordariomycetes; Amphisphaeriales; Sporocadaceae. The coding region runs from base 1 to 1230 and encodes 409 amino acids. The transcript has a single exon.